AUCGUGUCUCUGCGAGAGAACUGGUACGUAUGAAGAUGGAUCUGUAUUCAGACGUCCGAUCCAAGAUGGCGGUGAUGCUGCUGCUGCUGGCUUGCGUCUUCUCUCUCGCCCACCUCCAUGACGCCCAACACACCCCCAACACCACCAUCCAGGACCUGGCCUUCAGAAACAUGGACUUCGCCAUGAACCUAUACCGCAGGAUCUCCUCCUACCACGACAAGAACGUCUUCUUCUCCCCGCUCAGUGUGUCCACCAGCUUCGCCGCUCUCUCCGCCGGCGCCGGCGGCAAGACCAGGCGGGAAAUCCUCGCUGGCCUGAACCUGCAUCUGGAGCAGCCAGACUUGAUGCCUGAGCUGUUCCGCCAGCUGCAGGAGAACAUCACGCGGAAUGGAAGCCUGGGGAUGGACCAGGACAUGGCAAUGUUCCUGAAGGAGAGCUUCAGCGUGGAGCAGAGCUUCCAGCAGCACAUGAAGACCUUCUUCGCCGCCGAGGUCAUGAGCCUCAAUUUCUCAGACUCGCAGGAGAGCGUCCGCCUCAUCAACCACUUCAUCCAGCAGAAGACGGACGGCAGAGUGAAGGAGAUGCUGUCAGAGGUCGACCCGCUGACCCAGCUCAUGCUAGUCAGCACCAUCUUCUUCCAGGGGCGAUGGCAGAAGCCUUUUAACCCCAAGUUCACUGAGAAGAAGCAGUUCCACAUCGACAGCUACAACAUCGUGGACGUCCCCAUGAUGCUCUUGGAGGAUAAGUUCUACAACAUGGAGGACAAUGUCCUGGGAGCCAGGGUGCUGAAGCUGCCCUACCAGGAGGGUGUGUCCAUGCUUGUUCUGCUGCCCAACAAGGGGGUGGACUACACAGUCAUCGACGACGAGAUCAACGCCCAGAGGUUCCUGGGUUGGAUCCAGAAGCUUGAGAAAUUCAAACUGGAGGUCCAGAUGCCCAAGUUCGUGCUGGAGCAGUCGUACCUGCUGCAUGACCUCCUCCCAGAGCUGGGCAUCAGCAGUGUCUUCAGUGACGCAGCGAAUCUGACAAAGAUCUACAAGGACGGAGGAGUCAAAGUGUCAGAGGUUCUUCACAAAGCCAUGAUCGAGGUGGACGAGUCGGGGACCACGGCCGCCGCUGCCACCACAGUGGGCGUCACCCUCUUCUCUCUCCCCAUGAUCUUCAGCGUCAACAGGCCGUUCUUCUUCUUCAUAUACCACGAGGACACAAACUCUCUGCUGUUCAUGGGACGAGUCAUCGAUCCCACCAAGAAGUAGCACCGUCAAGCAGAACUUUUGUCUUCUGGAAACGGGAAAUGCAUAUUAAUUUUAUAAGAAAGGAAAGUAUUUUGUUUUGUCGCCACUUUCAGGUGGAACUCAAGUUGCAAAUAAAAGCAAAAAAAUGUAUUGCAUCACCGUAAUACCCAACAAUAUUUUAUAGCUUCAUAACCAUUCAUAAAGUUGUUGACUAUUUCCACAUUUUAUUUAAUAAAAAAACAAUAACGAAUUUACGUUGAAUGAUUUUAACAAGUUUACUUGUUCGAACAAUUUAAAAACGAAUUGAAAAAAAAAACCCAAUAAUAAUCAGGACGAUAAAGAAAUGUCUUGCUCCCAUAAUAAAAAUAAAUGCUCUACAUUAUAUCACAUACAAAUAGUUUAGAUCUAUGCCAAAACAUAAAUAUAAAUGAGAUUUAGAAAUAAAAACAACGACAGACCGUGGGUGCAUCAGGAAAAACUGUCCGUGUGAAAACAACAAACUAUAGUUCCUAGUGAUUUGACUUUUUAAUUCAAAACGGAAUAUACAACUUUUGUGUUUGACUAUUUAAUGAACAGGGACAUAUGAACUUUUUAUACCAAUAUUUUGACUCAAACCGAACUUG
Molecule: messenger RNA, 1858 nt
Organism: Synchiropus splendidus (mandarinfish)
Lineage: Eukaryota; Metazoa; Chordata; Actinopteri; Syngnathiformes; Callionymidae
Product: protein Z-dependent protease inhibitor-like
Exons: 5
Coding region: 30-1256 (408 amino acids)
Biological process (GO): blood coagulation; negative regulation of endopeptidase activity
Molecular function (GO): serine-type endopeptidase inhibitor activity
Source: RefSeq, a predicted model, not a curated record